Messenger RNA from Fusarium coffeatum, 870 nucleotides. RefSeq lists its product as uncharacterized. The record is from RefSeq and is a predicted model, not a curated record. Gene Ontology annotation, cellular component: Mis6-Sim4 complex; kinetochore. Bases 1 to 870 code for a protein of 289 amino acids. The transcript is spliced from 3 exons. NCBI's taxonomy places the organism in Eukaryota, Fungi, Ascomycota, Sordariomycetes, Hypocreales, Nectriaceae.
AUGUCGUCCGAAGUCGAUGCUCCGACGGAAAGCGAUAUUAUCGAUCAAGAGAUUGAGGCGCUUAAAGAACAAGCCGCCGCAUUGCGCAAGUCCCUCAAAAUCGAAACUUCAACUAUUCUCUCGGCUCCUUCGACGCAGGCUCUCUUAAAAUCGAACAAAGGCUUCUCGUCUCGAAAGCAUUCCGCCCACCCCAAAGUCCACAGCCAGUCCGAAAAGCAAAAAGCUCAUACGCAACAAAAUCUUUACCGCUCCUGUAGCUCCGUCACAGCGUUCAAAGUUUACGACCCCGAUCCUAAUGCAGUCGACAACGGUCAUAUUCUGGGCUUACGAUUCGAAAUAAUGUCCAAAAGCCAGUUCCUACAACCAUACUACGUUUUUCUCAACCGACCGUACUAUAGCUCCAAGUGCAUGCGCAUUCACAGAAAUACACUCCCUCCUGCAAUCCCCAUUGCUGGCUUGGCAGCACGUCAUCUCCCUGCUCCGCGACCCGAGAGCGACACCCCACCACAACAAGAUCUGGAUAGAUUUGUCAGAGCACUGCGACGAGAGAUCGUGCGAUAUCAUAACAGAUUAGGUGUUUCCGCCGAUCUAAGACGGAGCCUGGGCUUGCAUGACAGAAUCGACGAUACCAUAUUACCCGAUGACAUCGUUGAGGUCGGAAUAGCAGAUAUCGAAGCCAAGCAGAUCAGGUUUUCCUGGGCUGAUGAGCGUAGCGGCAGAGUUGUUAUGGAUAAUGACGGCAAGGUUGUCAAGCUUAUGAUGUUUGGCAGAGAGGGCCGUGAUUGGGAGACAACCAAGGAGCUAUAUGGAAAGUACGAGCGCAUCGAGGAUGUGGCCAAGACGCUUCAGGAACAAAUCCGAAGGGCCUAA